Lactuca saligna is the source of this 957-nucleotide messenger RNA. Lineage: Eukaryota; Viridiplantae; Streptophyta; Magnoliopsida; Asterales; Asteraceae. The record is from the annotation of a GenBank genome assembly.
AUGGGAUCGUAUCACAUAUUUGCUUCUAUUACUUGGUUUAAUCGGGUUGUGAGUAAGAAUGGAAGGGAGAAUUCACAGGGACAGGUUAACAGGUCGGUUUCUCAGGGGCAUGGUAACCGAUCUAAGUCUGAGGAACAUAUGGGGAGGCCUCAGGUGCAUGUUCAUGUCCAGAGUGGUUCUUUUGCCAAUGCAGUUAAGGGAGAUACAAGUGCAAAUGAGAAGAAAAAACCGGUUUCUGUUGUGUGGUCUUUACAAGGAACAAAGAUUGACAAUCCUUUGUCCAUCCAAUCUUCGAUUUUCGGUAAGCUGAGAGAUAUUAGAUUGAUUUCAAAACUGUGUAUUCUUUUGAAAGAAGAAGGAUUUCCUAUGAGUAUUAUCAAAUCGGUUGUUAAUGGCUUCUAUGUUAAAGAGCGUACUAUUUGGUUAGAGAUGUUGUGUCUACCUUGUUGUAGUUGGAAUGAUGCUACUGUUAAAAAUAUAGCUAAUAUAUGGGGUGACGUUUACUUUCUUGAGGAAGAUGAGAAUGCUCCAUUGGCGGAAACAGAUAUGAUGGAGGCAGGUGAUAUUGAUUCGGAUAUUCCAGAUUUGUUAGGUGAUGAAGAAGAAGAUGUAUGUUUUGAUGAAGAUGAGAUUAAAGGAAGAAAUGUAAAAACAAAUGGUAGAAGGAUAUUUAAUUUCUCUAAAGUAAAAGAUGAGGAGAAGGUGAAUGAGGGGCAUGGGGAUUCUUUCGGUACGGACAACAUGCAUAGUAAAGGGGAUAGAGGUGUCGGGUUUUUGGAUAGAAAAGGCGGGUUUUUUCAAACUAAUAUUAAAAGAAAGGGCAAUGAGGUAGUGGAUGGGGGGUCUUCCUCAUUCGUUGAUGAUGCCGCUCCUGUUACGGAUGUGAAUCAAAGUGAACCGAGUAAGCGCGUCAAGGAGCCAAUUGAUGUAAUUUUGGAUUGGGCUAGAAAACCUUAA